This is a messenger RNA of Rotaria sp. Silwood2, 5174 nucleotides long. The record is from the annotation of a GenBank genome assembly. Lineage: Eukaryota; Metazoa; Rotifera; Eurotatoria; Philodinida; Philodinidae.
AUGCAUGGUAACGAUCUCGACGUACAAUUAGCCAAGAUAUCUCCAGUUGGUUGGAACUGGCAGCCCAUUGAACAAGCUUCACCCAUGCACAGACAGCUGUGGGAAAGUUCUGAAUGGGAAAACUUCAAGGCUGUUGUUGAAAAAAUAAAAAACGUACAUAAUAUUCUCGUCAACAUUGAUGAUACUGAUCGCGACACUUAUCGACGACAACAAGCCAAUUUAUCGGAUUCUUUGUAUACAACUGAGCUAGCUAUAUUAGCCUAUCGAGAAGCCCUUUUGAGUUGGUACGGUAUUUUGCGAAAAGCUGCCAGCGAGCCUGUCAAUCAUGCUAGACUUCUAAUGGUACUCUAUGUGGUUAAAGCUUAUAACCAAACAUCGGCAGAAUGGCAAGCCAACGGUAUAUUCCGACUCGCUCAACCACACACACGUCCGAUUGGAAUUUGUUGUUUGCAUUUAGCUCGACUUACUAGUGCUGAAUGGGUACAGAUAAUCCAAAAUUUGAUUUCGAAUUCAAAAUAUAAUAGUGCAGCUACUCUUCUUCAGACUCUAGAUCAUAAAAUAAUUCAAGAUAUAGCAAAUCAAGGAAAUUCUGUGACGCGCUUUUUUAGUGAACAGAUUAAUAAGACCGAAAUAUCUAUGUUGAAACGACUUGAACCUGUCCUAAGUCUUACCAAUAUUAAUGAUAUUCUCGUCAUUGCUGCAUUUGUGCAUUUAGAAAACCGAAAUGAUGUCUGGAGCAUACUGAAAGAACAAUAUCUAAGCAAACCGCAACAAUAUGACAAAGUAUUGAUAUGUCAUAAAAUUCAAGUAGAGUUGGGUUUAUCAGUAUCUACUGAUUGGAUUGACCAAGGUAUAUUCGAAAAUAAUUCCAUAGCAUUCGAUCUAAAAGGUUUGACUCAAUACAAAUGGAUGGAACUCGGACGCAACUAUUUGGAGAUGGCAAAUUAUAAUACAGCUCUCAAUUGUUACAUUAAAGCUGUGCGAGAUUCAUCAGAUAGCUCUGCUACAGUCUUCGAACAUAUUCUCUCGUUAAUAUCAAACCUGUCGGAUUCUGUCGCCCUUUGGUAUACUGUGGUUAUCUACAAAAUGGCCCAAGGCAUCUCAUCUGUGGUUUGCGACUGCAUAAACUAUAUUUGUAAGGUUCUUGAUGCGAAACACCAAUCCGUCCAACAAUUCAUUAUAUCAACACUUUAUCAUUUUUGUCAGAAGGAGCAAUGUCUGCCUCUUCCUCUGGUUCAUUUACAUGUGCGUGCUAUCAAUGGCUUGUUGAUAAGUUCUAAAGCAUUCGUAGGUGGUCUUCAUUUUCUUGAAGCUGCUUCUGCUUCUAGCAUAGAAAUUAUUAAACUUCAAAAGCAAUACGAAGAAUAUGUAAAUUUUCAAAACUAUCAAAGUAUUAAAAUGGCCAUGAAUGUUUCUAUUAUUGAACUUGCUCUGUGUCUUCAAGAAAUAACAAGUGCCAUUACUCUUGAGAAUUUUAUAAACGAAUAUCGUGAUACCUUACCGAUGAGUCAUGUCCCACCUAUCAUUCGUGCAAAGUUGUACUUAGUCGACGCUACGAUUGACAAACUGAAAGGAAAAUAUGCUGGCUUCAUACAGAAGCUACAGCAAGCGCAGAUAUGCUGUUGGGAUGAAGACGUUUUAAAUGCUUUAGUCAUUGUAGCAAAGGAUCCAUUAUUUCAUAAGAGUCUAACUCAAGCACUUUUAUUCGAAUUGAUCAGCUUGCCAAUAGGAAAUCAGAACGAAACCAUGAGACUUCUUACAUCGAUCACUUCUCCACCCAAAGUAUUCGAGUAUAAUAAUCUACUAAAACCAAGCUUGCUACCUACACUUGUUCACCAAUAUGAAAAUGGAAUCAUAAAACAGAUGAGCGAAGAUCCAUUCCAAUCGGCCAUGGCUUAUAUAGAUCUAUCCAUGGCUGUAUGUAACCCAGUUUGUAUUGCAUCGAAUUGGAUUUUAGCUUGCAUCUAUCUUUAUGAGAGUUUAUCAAGAAUGACUUCAAAUGCACAGGAACAAGCGAGAGUUUAUGCUUAUCGAAAUAUGAUUAAUGAACUUGCUAUUAACGCAUUUUUACUUGCACGCCAACAUCUAGCACCAAAUAUGCAGAUUUACAUCUAUAAACAGGUUUUAUCACUGUUCAUAAAUACAAGUCGUCUGUUCACUCAAUUGAUAAAGUCGAAAGAUACUACUCAACGCGAAGGUAAUGUUGAUUACAUCAUAUCUCCUCGACAAACUACUAUCAUAAGUCAACUUCUCAAGUAUACAAUUAGGUUUGCCAAAUUAGCACCUCUUAUGCAACUACGACCAUUCCUCAGCUACGAUAUAAUGUUCCUAGAUGAGAUCGGACGCGAAUUUCUCCAAUUAUAUUGGAAAGCAAUGAGUGAUGAAACCCACAAUGGUCAAUCAUUUGUUUACCAAUACUUCAUUUUGGAAGGAGUCUGGAAGAAUUGGAUUAGAAGUAUUAGCUUUCAAUCUGCUCGACAGCAAUCGAUACAAUCUCUACUCGAAAGCAAACAUUGGAAAGUGUCAAAUGUUGAACUAUUAUUAAAUAAUCCGUUGAUUCCACGAACACCUGAUGGUUGGCUUUCAAAUAAAAAGAAACCUCUCUUUAUAUCUGGAUCCAAGCAUUACUCUAAAGUUGAUGGCAUUAAGAUAAAUAUCAACACAGGUGAAAUUACAUUUCUUUUUGUUCCUGCUAGGCGUAUGGAGUCAAUUGCCCUUUUUGGUAGUGAUGAUAUUGCCGAUGUCCUUAAAAAAGGGAUUACAAAAGCAGUUUUUACACUCAACCAACCAGAUAACGAGUUUCUUUGGCAUCCGUUUCAAAGAAUGAGAUAUGCACCUGCGAAUCUCAUCAAUACACAAUAUCUGAUAACAUUGCUUCACGCUGACUACCUUCUUAAGUUCAUUACAAUGGGUAUAGAAGUAAAUGCCAAAGCACCUUUUCUUAUGCGUGAGGCAAGCGAGGGUUUUAUGAAGCGUCUGCCUAAACGUCUACAGGAAUUAUUAAAGCCGCUUUACAAGCGUGACAGAAAACUUAGUUAUGGUAAUAUCCAUCGUUUUUGGAUCGAAGCAGGUGAUCCCAUUGACGAAGUUACGAUUGACCAAAAAGCAAAUGAUAUUAUUUACCGGAUAGGCGACGUACCCAUGUACGUCAAGCAACAUCUAUUGAAAUAUGAUGAUGAAGGGAAUCUUAUCGAUGAUAAUCGCUUCAACAAUUGUGAAGAUCAAUCUUCCGAAGCAAAUUUUGCUAAAUCUUUCACAGACAACUAUAACGAAAUCGGUGCAUAUUUUCCUGAACUUCUUCGUCUUAAAGAGCUAGUUAAAUUAGGCGCCUUGGUCGAUUUUAUCCGACAAUUUUAUAAAUCUCUGCAAAAGAACAUUGCGGAAGACAUUGAUGUUCGCAAUAUAUGUGACUCUUUGUCUAAACAACGUAGUGAAAUAGAGUAUCCUUUAGACACCAGUGAUAAUGUUCAACACUUCCGGAUGAAAAUCUUAGAAGAAAUCGAUCAGUCUAACAUCGAUCUUUCAUAUGACGAGGAGUCAGAUUUUCGCAAAAUGAUAAGUUCAGAACUUGCAAAUGUUGAUACUGAAGUAGUUGAGAAUUUAGUCAAAGGCGUGUGCAAAUUUUGUCACUCCAAAGAGAAGGAUCAAGCACGAAAAUAUAUAGAUAGGUGGCUUUGCAGCAGCAGCAAAGCAAAUUCAGCUUUGUGGUCUUGUCAAUCCGUUAGCAAUGAAGCGGCUCAACUCGUUUCGUUCAUUCAUAAGGCACUGAUAGAUCACAAACGAAUAUUAAUGAGUGCAGUUGAAAAGUUGGGUGUGUCAUUAGAAUCGAACGACCAGCUAGAUUUCGGUAAGUGGAGUAUCCAUAUUAUUUCUCUAUACAAUUUUCUGUGUAAAAAAGCUCAUGAUUUGACGUGCUCAUGGGUGCCUGCUGCAUUCAUGAAUAUUAGCAACAGAACAUGGUGUCAAAUUUAUGGUGGUGUAUGUUUACUGCCACAAACAGUAUCUGGACAUGUCAAGCCUAACUCGGAAGUUUGUCCAAUACUGGCUAUCACAGAACUGAUAAGCUCAAACAACCGCAACGGUAGGUCAUAAAUAUAAUCUUCAUGAAUAAUUAGAAAGAACCAUAUUGGUACCGGAUAAAUUAGAUUGAUAUAAUCAUUAUACAGUUGAGAUAGACAAGAAUAACCAUAAAUGUUCAUCCACUUUUCUCUAAAAAUAGAAUCAAUUUGAAAAUUUUCACUCCAAUAAGCUUUUCAUAACACAUAACCUGCAACAAUCACUCUGCUCCUCAGUUUUCAAUAUUUUGAAAACAGUUCUAGGCCAAUAGAAAAUUUUGGGAUUCUGUUCACAAUCUGAAGUUCAAUUGUCGAUGCCCGAGUAACUUUAAUGACGAAAUGUUGUUUCUGUUUUAAUGAGAUUCAAGCAUAGGGAUUGUGCAAACUCAUGGAAUGUCAGAAUCGAGAACCACGAUAAUAUUAGAAGAACAAGAUAAGUUUUCCAUGACAGAAUUGGGGAACCUUCAACACUUGAAAAUGUAUGAAACGAUGAGUGCUAGUUUCAGAGAACAAAGCCGAUCCGAAAACAUUUUAAAUCACAUAAUAGAACAUAUUUUCUUUAUAAAAUGAAAGAAGAAACAUAAGCCAUAUAUGGCUCAUCAUAACUCGCCGCUUCUUAUUUCUCGACGAAAAUUGCCAAGUAUAAACUCAAAUCACUAUUCAAAGGUCAGCAUUAGUUAGCGAAAAUGAUGUUUUUGUGUACUCAAAAAGUGAGUACACUAUAGAAUCGGUCAGUGUGUCCGGCCGUCCGGCCGUUUACAUGAUAACUUUCGAAAGGAGAGUCCGAUCGCGAUGAAAUUUUCUACAUAGUUGCGUCUCAUCAAUAUCUCGAUCGAGUUCGAAGAUGAGAAUGAUUCGUCGAGCCAUUGCUGAGUUAUCGGGAAAAGAGUCAUUAUUCCCUAUGCUUUUCUAUGCGAACAUUGACCUAUCUCGCUUUUCACAAAACAUUUUUCCUCUCAUAAUCAAACAAAACCCCAACUAUAAUAUACCAUUCGAUAGAGAAUUUUACAAGCUACAAAAUGGUAUAUAAAACAUUAAGAAGAAAGAAGACUAAGUCACCUAUUGCAAAGAUAUUUAAAUGGAAAUUGGUUCUGUUUUUAUCCACUUUCCGAUUGAUCG